CUGUAUUUGCUUAGCUCCUUUGUGUAGGCUUGUGUGUGUGGCAUUUUCAGAAGGUGUCGCGUCGUGUCUGAACCGCGCUAGCUGUUCUCUGCCGAAAGUCGGCGUUGGUUAUCCCUCAACGGACGGUGUUUAGAGCCCCGAUACCGGAAUCGAUACGUGCGUUCGAUCGACCAUCGAUAAUCGCCGUCUUGUGGAUUCGAACUCGUGGAGUAGCCUCGGUGUUGUGGAUCAGCGAUCGUAGCAGCAGCAGCAGCGUCGAGUGUAAAAUCUGGUGGUGCGCGGGUGCCACGGACACAAAGGAACGACAGACACCGCGCCCCGUGUGUGUGUGUGUGUGUGUGUGUUGGGUUGAUACAGCAUCAGCAGCAGCAGCAGCAGUGAGUGAGAGAGCGCCGCUUCGUAUAGCGGUGGCGGUGGUAUUGUGACGAGAGCAGGAGAUGUAUCCGAACAGACAUCCCGUGAGCCCGGCACCGCACCAACCCGGGCAGCCGUUCAAGUUCACUGUUUCGGAAUCAUGCGACCGCAUCAAAGAGGAAUUCAACUUUUUGCAGGCGCAGUAUCACAGCUUGAAGAUGGAGUGCGAAAAGCUGGCGAGCGAGAAGACGGAGAUGCAGCGUCACUACGUGAUGUACUACGAGAUGUCAUACGGACUGAACGUGGAGAUGCACAAACAG
Priapulus caudatus is the source of this 674-nucleotide messenger RNA. RefSeq names its product transducin-like enhancer protein 4. Gene Ontology annotation, cellular component: nucleus; transcription regulator complex. The record is from RefSeq and is a predicted model, not a curated record. Lineage: Eukaryota; Metazoa; Priapulida; Priapulimorpha; Priapulimorphida; Priapulidae. Gene Ontology annotation, molecular function: protein binding; transcription corepressor activity. Gene Ontology annotation, biological process: negative regulation of canonical Wnt signaling pathway; regulation of DNA-templated transcription.